This is a messenger RNA of Polypterus senegalus (gray bichir), 3433 nucleotides long. RefSeq names its product paired box 1a (gene pax1a). Lineage: Eukaryota; Metazoa; Chordata; Cladistia; Polypteriformes; Polypteridae. The transcript has 6 exons. The record is from RefSeq and is a predicted model, not a curated record. Bases 217 to 1254 code for a protein of 345 amino acids. Gene Ontology annotation, molecular function: RNA polymerase II cis-regulatory region sequence-specific DNA binding; DNA-binding transcription factor activity, RNA polymerase II-specific. Gene Ontology annotation, biological process: anatomical structure development; regulation of transcription by RNA polymerase II.
AAUUUGCCUUGAUCGAAAGAAGAUCACCUUUGAGAAUUUCAUCCUGAACUUUGAAACUUUGUUCUUUCAGAGCAUUUCGAGCAAAGAAAACAAAGCUUCCUUCUUGUGCGUCUUUCAUUUCUAGGAAAGUGCUCAACGGACCAGGCAAAGAGGAGAAGUUCCUUUCAGCCAUUGAAGGGCAAAUAUUUAAGCGAAAGCAUCCUGAACCGCCGGGCUAUGGAGCAAACCUAUGGAGAGGUGAACCAGCUGGGAGGCGUGUUUGUCAAUGGAAGACCUCUGCCUAAUGCCAUAAGGUUGCGGAUAGUAGAGCUGGCCCAACUCGGAAUUAGACCUUGUGACAUUAGCAGGCAGCUGAGGGUCUCUCAUGGAUGUGUGAGCAAAAUAUUAGCAAGAUAUAACGAAACCGGAUCGAUUUUACCAGGUGCUAUUGGAGGAAGUAAACCGAGGGUUACAACACCGAAUGUGGUAAAACACAUCAGAGACUACAAGCAGGGAGACCCCGGAAUUUUCGCAUGGGAGAUCCGGGACAGACUUUUGGCAGAUGGAGUUUGUGACAAGUAUAACGUGCCCUCUGUGAGCUCCAUCAGCAGGAUUUUAAGGAAUAAGAUAGGAAACCUUUCUCAACCUAAUCAAUAUGAAAACACAAAACAACCAGCUCCGCAACCUACUUUAUCUUACAAUCACAUUUACCAGUACCCAUACUCAAAUGCAAUGUCGCCUACCGGCGCAAAAAUGGUCAACUCCCCAACAGUCGCAUCACACGUGGGCAUCCCGAGGGCUUGGCCAUCAGCGCAUUCAGUGAGCAACAUUCUGGGGAUCAGAGCAUUCAUGGAUCCCGGUAGUAUUGCCGGUACAGAAGCACCAUCUUACCAACCGAAAAUCGAGGACUGGAGUAGUGUUAACAGGGCAACAUUUUCCACUGCUCACGGUGUAAACGGCAUUGACAAGCCAUCUAUUGAUCCCGAUAUUAAAUAUCCACAGCCUGCCUCAUCUUUAUCGACCGUGAGUAGUUUUGUUCCAGCUUGCGCGUAUUCGCCUUCCAACCAGUAUGGAGUUUACAAUGGACCAGCAGGUAGCUAUAUGACCCCUGGGCAUCACUGGCAGUCUCAAGGCGUCAGCUUAUCCCACCCUGGAAGUGGCAUGACAAUGCAUGGGGGAGAAAUUCAUUCAUCCAUGUCCUUUAAACACCCAGAGAGAGAAGGUAUCUGGCAUUUGCAAAUAAAAUCAGGAACAUAUAGACAGAAUUUUUCCUGACAAGAGUGAAGGAGAACAGCCAGGAUGACCUUUGACAUCACUUUUCUGGGGUCUCCAGAAGUCCUGCUCCUUUCACUCCAAUCGCUAAUAAAGAAACAAUCGAAGAGGAGCUCAGUAUUCAUUCAGACCAGUGGCUGAAGAAGAUUGUCCUUCAUCCUCAGGAGCUUCAUUGGUGGGCUAGAAAAGCCAUGAGACAGACCAAGCAGUCCCUUUAUUGAUUACUUUUACAACUAUAUUACCAAAUAUUAAAUGGGGAAUCCUUACUGGACCCUCAACUCUUUAUCUGUUUACCUCUCUGUUUUUACAGAGGCUAAUUUAAAGUUACCAGCUAUCCUUACAUGUACUUCAUUGGGAUGUGGGAAAUAAAACUGAGCGAUGUGCAAUUACACAACUUUAAAUUGAAUUCAAACAAUCCAGUUAUAUACAGUACCUGAAUAAUUUUUAUAAUUAAAAUUACUAAAUACCUGCUCACUUACAUUAAUUUAAUUGUUAUCAAUGAUAAACCUGAUUAUCUGUUACCUCAUUACCACCUAAAGUGGGCUGGUACUUGGUGGUACGGAGCAGCAGCACUUAUCCAAAUCCACAGUGUUUGUUAGUGUACCUGUGUACAUAACACAUCACGAUUCCACAAGUUCUUCCAAACCCUUUCUAUAAGAAUAUUUCAGUGCUUGAAAGACAACUGUACAUUUAGAUAACAGACUUAAACAGGCAGAACUGCCACUUAGAUUUGUGCUCAUAUGUUUACAUACCCUGGCAGAACUUGUAAAAUAUUAGCCAUUGUUUAGAAAAUAUAAGUAAUCAUGUAGAAAGCUUUCCUUUUAAUUGUAGGGUGUGCUCAGACUAGGCAAUUUAUUAUCACCUAAUUGUGUGUACUGUUUUUAAAUCAUAAUGAUAACUGAAAUCAUCCAAAUGGGCUUGAACAAAAAUUGACAUACUUUUGAAUGUUGGAGCUGAUAAUAUACACACAAGUUGACACACACAGGUUCAAAUUAAAGGUACUUAAGGGAGAGUGUUCACACCUAUAACCUCUUUGAUGGUAAUCAGUGUCUGUGCAUAAAUAGUCAAUUUAAAUUCAUGCAGAGCUGCACUGACUGUGCUGGAUACCAAGCUAUGGAGAAAGCAAAAGAAUUGUCAAAAGGACCAGCAAGAAAAGGUUGUUGAUUUGUAUAAAUUAGUAAAAGGAUAUAAAAAGAUAUCUUGAGAUCUGAAAAUGCCUGUCAGUGGUGUUCAGUGGAAAGUUAGGGGUUCUGUUGUUACCAAGCCAUGGUCAGGUGGACCAACUGAGGUUUUAGCCACAGCUGCCAGGAUCAUUUGUCGAGCUGCCAAGAAAAACUCACAAGCCACUUCAGCUGAGAUACAAACAAAUGGUAUUGCUGUUUCAAGGUGCACAAUUAGGAGGUACUUGAAUAAAAAUGGGCUGCAUGGUGGAGUUGCAAGAAAAAAAAGCCUUUACUGUGCCAACACUACAAAACAGCCCACUUACAAUAUGCCAAACAGCAUCUAGACAAGCUACAAAAUUUCUGAAACAAAGUCUUUUGGAGUGAGGAGUCCAAAAUUGAACUUUAUGGUCACAACCAUAAGCACUAUGUUUAGAGGGGAUGCAACAAGGCCCAUGAUUAAAAGUACAUCAUCCAUACUGUGAAGCAUGGAGACGGAUCUCUGAUGUUCUGGGGGAGUGUGAGCUACAGUGGCAUAGAUGAAUUACUGAAAAUUAAUGGCAAGAUAAAUGCAGCAUGUUACCAGAAAAUAUUAUAGGACAACUUUAAUUCUUUACUCCGGAAGCUGCACAAGGGAUCCACUUGGAUCUUUCAACACGACAUUGAACCAAAACACAAGGCCAAGUUGACCCUUUGGUGGCUACGGUAGAAAAAAGUGAAGGUGCUGGAGUAGCCAUCACAGUCUACUGACCUGUUUCAUUGAGGAGAUCUCAAAUGUUCAGUUCAUGCAAGGAAAUCCAAGAAUUAUGGGACCUGGAGGCAUUUUGCUAAGAAAAUGGGCAGCUCCACCAGAGAAUAUCAAGGUAAUCAUCCACAACUAUCACAAAAGAGUGCAUGCUAUCAUUGAUCUUAAAGAGGGCAAUAAACAAUAGUAAGAAAUAAGUGUAUACAAACUUUUGAACAGGGACUAUCUCAUUUUUUUCCUUAUUACUAUGCUUUGUUUAAUGGUUGUGCUGUUCUGU